This is a messenger RNA of Lytechinus variegatus (green sea urchin), 5631 nucleotides long. Its product is annotated as potassium channel subfamily K member 12-like. Gene Ontology annotation, cellular component: membrane. Bases 1 to 930 code for a protein of 309 amino acids. The record is from RefSeq and is a predicted model, not a curated record. NCBI's taxonomy places the organism in Eukaryota, Metazoa, Echinodermata, Echinoidea, Temnopleuroida, Toxopneustidae. The transcript has 2 exons. Gene Ontology annotation, molecular function: potassium ion leak channel activity. Gene Ontology annotation, biological process: stabilization of membrane potential; potassium ion transmembrane transport.
AUGUGGAGUUUUGGUAUGACCUCUCCGUCCACGGAAUGGGGCCGAGCAAUGCUGAUCGUGUAUGGGUUACCCGGAUGUGCCGCUUGUAUCCUCUUCUUCAACAUAUUCCUCGAGCGCCUUAUCACGUUCCUGGCCUACGUCAUGAAGCAAUGCCACGAGCGGAGGAUACGCAAGAUCAAGGACCAGCACCAGAACGGCCAGGCUAAAAAUGGCGGACGGCGGCCUUCGGAACAGUCGGACGACGACCUGGAAAACUGGAAGCCUUCAGUGUACUGGGUCUUACUAUACCUGGGUAUAUCAGCCACCGCCAUUGCCUGCAUCGCCUCCGCAGUUUAUACCCAUGCAGAGACAGGAUGGGAUUUUCUGGACAGUUUCUAUUUCUGUUUUGUCGCUUUCAGCACGAUUGGUUUCGGGGACUAUGUGACAAGUCAGGAUUAUACGUACGACCAUCAGUACUUGUAUCGUUUUGGUAAUUUUAUCUUCCUUACAGCGGGAGUGUGUUGUAUCUAUUCUCUCUAUAAUGUAGUAUCUAUCGUGAUUAAACAGUUCUUGAAUUGGGCCAUCAAGAAACUUGACUGUAGGUGUUGCGUCCGGAAGCGACCGCGGCCGCGGCGGAACGCAAUCACCCCAGGUCAUCUCCAGAGACAAAUGAACUCUGCCGGGAAACGCCACAAUGGCCCGGGUAAUGUGGAGGUCACUGAUUAUGACAGCGAGACGGACGGACGUCGGAUGUCUGAUGAGAUGAUCAGUAUGAAGGAUUUCUUGGCAGCAAAUAAAGUGUCAUUAGCCGUCAUGCAAAAGCAGCUUUACGAAACAUCCCAGCACCGACACCAUUCCAGCAAGAAUGGUGUGGGACAAGGACUUAGCCAGGGAGUAGGGGGCCUCGCCAUGCUGAAUAACAAACUACAAGAGACAGACAGGCGCGAUUGACAAUUACUGAGAAAUGUCAAUCGCCUUUAGAAGAGAAUGCUUCGCAGCAAAGUCAUUACCUAAAUUAGUUGCCUUCAUCAAGCGAGGAUAAACCGACGAGUGUCUAAAAUCUGUUCUACAAGAUGCCGCUGGGAUAAAAAGCACAGGAAUACCAAAAUAUAAUAUUUCAAAAUAUAUCCUACCCAGAAAUCGCAUUUUAAUGCUAUCCCGUAAGCAAACUCAGCACCAAAAUAUCAGGAAAAAUGAUAAGAUGAUUGCAUCACCUUACCCACGACGAACCCUCACGUGGAGGUUCGAUGCCGAUCCCGUAGCCUAGGUAACGAAAAGCAAUCUACCUAAUGGCCUAUGCAAAUGUAAUCUACAUUACCAAAGGAACGCGUAAAGAGCAUAUAUGGAAGCCCGUUGUCAUGGUGUCUCCACAACUCAACUUUGUGACUUUGAUGAAAAAGCACACGUCUGGAUGGUGUGUCUAUUCACUAGAAAUACAAUCUGCAACAUGAAAGAGAUUAUUUGAUCGCGUAAAUGAAGAUGAUAGACUCGGCAUGAUGCUAAAACUUUAAUGGAGCUAUCCAGAGGUUACAUAGCUCUUUGUGAAUGGGAGGUCAGAUACAAAAUAGCAAAUUAUAAUUAAGAAAUCAACCUGAUUCACGUUUGGAAGAAAACUAGCAUAAAUUAACGAAAAUUUUGAAUUUCUUGUGUUGAUCCGUUCAUUCUGUAAAAAUGUUAACGUAAAGUGUUUAGCCGAAAGUAUCUGCAUCCUACGAAUUGCUGCAAAACCUGACCCUAUAAUAAGGAGUCUCUGCCCGGAAUGGAUUGUUAGAGUUAAUAAAAGGAUAACAAAUGAUCACAUUCAUCUAGCGAACAAAGUUCACAUCUAAAGAUCAAACUAAACAUUCCCAUCUCAGAUCAAAUAUUUAUUGUGUUUUUGUUACUAAACAUCAAAACUUUCAACAAAUUCGCAUUGUCUUAAGAGAAUAAAGUUGAACAAAAUUGUAAGUAUCCUAAAUUCAUCAGUCAAUUUCAAGGUGAUCUUUACACCUGGUAUUUAUAUUGAUGAAUAUUCGAUGGAAAUAAUUAUGAUUGUGAUUUUAAUGCACGUUUAACUUUUUAUAAGAUAUGUUGCCUGCGUAAUUGCUAUGAAUAAUGAUAAUGUUUAACACGGCCAAUAUCUAAAUCACAAAAAAUAGAAUUAUUUCAACUAAACGCAUGUCGGUUGUUCUUAUUUUAUAUUUCCAUCCCAAUUUAAAAAAAACACUCGAGAAAAUUGAUAUAACUCUUUUUUAAAAAUAAUUUUUAUCGAAUCUCCCACACUGCCAUACUAUUUCAAAUGCAUCAUUGUGAUACUUGAUGGGAUAAUUCCUCUUGCAGCUCCAAAAAGCUAAACUGGAAUGAACUUUGCAAUAUGUCGUGAAAAUAACUAAAGAAUGUUUUUCAUCAAUGCGUCGGCAUUGGAAAUAGCUGUGCCAUUAUAGCGACACCCACAUUACAUCCCUAGUGAUAAAAUAGGCUGACGUAGGGAUAUCAAAAGAUAGCAGAAUUGUAUAAAACACGGGUAUUUGUUUUGUCUCUCGCCGUUUGACGAUAUCACCCUCUUAUCCAAUUACAAUAUAAUGCUCAUGGAAAAUUAAAAUGUGAUAUUUUAACAAUGGAAAUGUCAAUCUGUGAUAUCAAAUUAUUUUCUCGCAUUCAAAGUUUAAUUGCAUUCGGCAUUUCGAAAUGAUCAUGCGCAAUGUAGCGAAAAGUAGAUACGCUAAGCCUAUAUCAGCCUUUUCAAGAGUUACGUAAUCAACUAUAUAGUAUGCAAAUAUAUUAGGGAAUUUAGAACAAUGGUUCACAAAGUGACCUUAUAUCAAUUUUUCAUGAACAAACAUACAUUUUCAUACGUGUGUAUAUGUAUAUAUUUAUGAACAUUUUAGAAUAUACUGUUAAGACCAGUGUUUCAUUAUUUAUUUUUGUUUGCACUGAGGUCAUUAAUAAUUAUGUAAUCGAAUGAAAAUUUCAUUAUGUAGUCAGUGCAAAAUGCGUUGCCGUAGCCUUGAACUUUUUUUAAUUUUAAAUAUCUUGAGAAGCGUUUAUCAGAGAAUCGUUAGAUGUGUUGUGAAGAACAGAACAGCGAAUUCCAAACUAAAAGAAAAUUUGUUAUUUUCCAAAUGUUUAUGUUCUCUUUUUUUAAUGCAAAUUUCUCUCUUUUUAAUGCAAAAUAUCACUGAGUUUUUGUGACUUUAAUAGAAACUUCAUCAGUAAAGAAGUUGAGGCUGAUUACGCUGAUGACGAGUUAAAAGUAAAAAAUUGUGACUAACUUCGAUUUCACGAGACAUAGAACAUAAUAUUUCCUUCACUAUUGUCCAUAUUAUGUGGCUUGUUUGGGAAAUGUACUAUUUCUCUCAGGGCCAGUCAAUAUUGAUAUAAUGUACAUGCAUAUUCUAAUCCAAUGCAAUGUAAUGAAAUUUUAUAUAGUAAAAAUCAGGUUCCAUAGAUUGGCUUUCUAUUUCACACUUAAGUAAUUUCAAUUAUUUAUUUGAUGACCAUCAUCAGUCCAAGAGAGAGAAAGAAAGAGAGUGUGAAAAGGAGAGAGAGAGAGAUUGUAGCAUCAUUGAUAGAAAUGCCCCCCCCCUGGGCCACCGCCUAUGAUCACAUAUUUGGGUUUUUUCAGUUAGUAUCACUAUUUAUAUUACAAUGCCAUUUUUUUUUUCAAUAUAUUUGGAGAGAUUGUGAAGGUUACACUUUUUUUAAUCUCUUAGAUAAUAUUCCAUGUAAACCAAUCGUUCUUUAUUUUUUUUGGGGGGGAGGGGUGUACGGGAGUAUAUUUCGAUAUGCUUUGGUGCACUUCUAUGUAAUCAUUAUCAAACUGAGAUAGCAAUAUAUAGUAGUUGGCACUGACUAAUAAUAAUUUAACAUGUUUAAACUUGCAGCGUGCAAACACACAACAUUUGAUAUCAUUUUCAGCACAAAAUAUACUUGGAAAUGAAUGAAAAUGGUCAUUCCCCCCAAAAAAAAAAAAUUAAAGAACGAUUGGUUUACCAAAACAAAUAAAUAACAUGGAGUACAAGGCAAUCACCCUGUAAAUUGGAGAAUAUCCGCAGGAUAUGUACUUCUUAAGAAAAUGAUAUUAGAGCACGGAUAACACCAAUAUGAGGAUUUCUGUAGGUAAACCGUAGUAAAGAUAUUUCGUUAUCCUUUUUUACCCAUAUUUGUGUCCACUUGUCAGACUUCAGUCCACAAAUGGUAUAGUCGCACAAACGAAACCGACUCCAUACCGACCGAUAAUAUGGCAUUCGAUAUAACGUUAUAGCUUUGAUAGGUCUUGAUUCAGUUUCAUUGGUAUAACUUUACCAUACAGCGUUCAAGUGUCGCGGCUUAUUUUGAUAUUUAUAUUAAAUAAAUGUAUUAUUGGCUGUAUUUAAGGAUCAGCGCGUGGCUCGAUGGUGUGGUUAUUAUAGCAAUACAGCGAUAUUAGAUAAUGCAGAAUAAAAUCGAAGAUUACGAACUAUUUUAUAUAACAUAUACCAAUAGAUUUAUUACUUCGAGAAAACUUAUGUUAUUUUUUUUCACAAUAUCUUAUGAAAGUGAUAUUUUUAUUAGGGAAUUAUUAUAAAUGAUGAUGCGACUUGUUUGCAUUUCUAUUAGAUAUUUCAUUAACACAUGAUAGACAUGAGUCGAUUGUAAUAUUCUAACAGGGAAGCAUAUACUUCAAACUUUAUAUAAAUAAUGACCGAUAUAUAUGAUCGGAAUUGCUUUAAAAUGUAGUUAGAAGAAGAGGUCUAGUGUUAUUUUCUAUAACGAUUUCAGUUUCUAUACUUGUAAAUAUGAUAUAUUUUCUUCCACGCCGAAAUUAACUGUUUGCUUAUCAUCUAUUCCGAUAGUUUUUACCAGAUAAUUAUUUUGAUGAAUUUCCAUGAUUUUUAUAACCUUACAAAUGUGAUGAUUUUGUCGUGUCAUGUAAUGCUUGUGACUCCUUUUCGGGGUGGCAUUUAUUGCUUAGGAAUACUUUGUCGGUAAAACCAUUUCCGUUCAAUGUUGGCGUAUUUAUCAUAAUGAAUGGAAAGUUUAAAUAUUUUCUAUCUUUCUUUUGCACAUUAUCUGUGGAAGGAAGAAAUAUACAAUUAGUCAUACCAAAUCAUGAUUUAGAAUAAAUAUAUACAACUUGCGAAAAACCAAGAAAAACCUCGCAUAAGUUUUUAGUGUCCAUGUUUUUGUUAAAAGUGUACACUCCUACGAAAUUUGAUAUAGACACUGUUUCUGUAUCAUAUUCAGUAUACUGGCCAAUAUUUUUCAACUGUUAUAAGUUUAAUGUGUCGUUGACAAUUUUAUGCUUGCUGAAUUAGUUUAUGAAGUUACUACUUUGCUCGCACCUUGAUAAGGUAUAUGGACAAAUCAUACAUCUCAGUUGGUAACUGAUUAUUUUGAACAUAAAUGCUUCUAACUCCUAUAUAUGUAUUAAAUAUAUUUCAUAUCAGCGAAGACAAAUAAUGAAAACAUCUGAAACUGAGAGGCUGAGAUAAGACAUCCGUGAACAAAUGGAUAAAAGAUCAAAUCUAAAAAAAAAAUCAUAUUUGUAUUUUGAACCGAUUGAACAAACACAAAAUUUAUUGAUCAAAUUUCUAGAAAUAGUUUUUACUAUACGCAUGUAUAUUCAUAUUUAUUGAUGAAUGUAUAAGAACGAUGAAUGCGACCAUAAUUAUCGUCGAGAGUAUUUUGAAA